UUUUUCAUCCAAUGAUAGUUAAUUUUCUGCUAUAAACAUAAAUAGAAUUGAAGUGCUAUAAAAACAGAUAAAGAUCCUUUCAUUCGUAGUGUGACAGAAGAGAUGGAGUCCAACCAAAGUUCUUCAUCUUCUAGGGUUGACAGAAGAACCAUUGAGAAAAACAGAAGGAUUUACAUGAAGGCCCUAUACAACAAGCUCCAUUCUCUUGUGCCUCAUGAAUCUUCUAGGGAUAUAAUAUCACUACCAGAUCAACUACAAGAAGCUGCAAACUACAUUAAGAAACUGCAAAUAAAACUGGAGAAAAUGAAAGAAGAAAAGGAUCAUUUGAUGCGGAUGAAGAAAUUGGAAAUUAAUCCUGACAAGAAAAGCAAAACCGCGAGUGUGAUGGUGGGGCAACAAAGAACACCACAGAUUGAUGUUCGUGAAAUUGGGUCAUCUCUUGAAGCCAUUCUCAUCACUGGGGUUGAUUUUCAGUUCCUGUUCAGUGAAACCAUUCGUGUGAUUCAUGAAGAAGGUUUUGAUGUCGUCAACGCUAGCUUUUCGAUCAUUAACGAAAUGGUUGUUCAUACCAUACAUGCUCAGAUUGGAGAAACUUAUGCCUCAGAGAAUGGUGUUUCAAGGAUCACAGAGAAACUGAAUAACAUUGUGUAUGGCAUCUGAGCUUUUUACAUUUAUUGCCUACUUUUGUCCCUUUAAUUAUAUUAGUGGAAUUAUGUAUGGUUGGGAUUCAAUAUCUUUACCAACACUAAUUGGAAUAUAUCCUUAUCAUGUAUCGAAUUAUUAGAUAUCUGCUUUUCAGACAA
This is a messenger RNA of Helianthus annuus (common sunflower), 803 nucleotides long. RefSeq names its product transcription factor bHLH162. The transcript has 3 exons. NCBI's taxonomy places the organism in Eukaryota, Viridiplantae, Streptophyta, Magnoliopsida, Asterales, Asteraceae. Gene Ontology annotation, cellular component: RNA polymerase II transcription regulator complex. Gene Ontology annotation, biological process: regulation of transcription by RNA polymerase II. Bases 103 to 660 code for a protein of 185 amino acids. Gene Ontology annotation, molecular function: RNA polymerase II transcription regulatory region sequence-specific DNA binding; DNA-binding transcription factor activity, RNA polymerase II-specific; protein dimerization activity. The record is from RefSeq and is a predicted model, not a curated record.